AUUGCUUGGUUCUCCCCGGUGCGUAGUGUGGUGUGAAUACCAUUACGAUGGAUGCCUCCCAUUUUCACAGUCUUGGGCUUCUACCAAUUCUUCUCCUUCUUCUGGUACUCGUCUCCAACCGAUGGAUGGCCAAGAAGUCCAAGUCGGCCAAAAGAAGGAACCAGGCCCCUCGACCGGCCGGCGCGUGGCCCGUCCUUGGCCACCUCCCCCUCCUCGGCUCCCACAACAACAUCGGCCGGGCGCUAAAAGCGUUGGCCGAUGCGUCCGGGCCCGUCUUCUCGCUCCGGCUGGGCGCGAGCCCUGCACUGGUUGUCGGCACUCGGGAGGCCGCCAAGGAGUGCUUCACAGUCCAUGACAAGGCCCUCGCCGGCAGGCCCCGGAGCACUGCUAGCAAGCUUAUGUGCUACAACAACGCCAUGGUGGGCUUCUCUUCCUACGGUCCCUAUUGGCGCGAGGUCCGCAAGAUCCUGACCAUAGAGCUCCUCUCUCACGCCCGGCUAGGCUCCCUCGCUCACGUCCGGGCCUCGGAGGUUGAUGCUUUCGCCAAGACACUCUACGGACUUUGUCGUAGAGGUGACGAGGGCCCGGCGAGGGUGGAGAUCAGCAAGUGGUUCCAGGAGCUGACGUUCAACGUGGUGGUGAAGAUGGUGGCGGGGAAGAGGUGUUUCGUUUAUGGUGCCGUUGAUGACGGCGGGAGCAGUGAAUCUCGGAGGUUCAUCGGGGCGAUACAACGGAUGAUGGAGCUCUUGCGAGCGUUUGUGAUCUCCGACGUGGUGCCGUUUCUAAAGUGGAUGGAUUUUGGAGGCUACGAGAAGGCGAUGAAGCGCAACGCGGCGGUGAUGGACUGCAUCAUUGGAGGGUGGUUAAGGGAGCACCGAGAGAGGAGGAUGGAGGGACGGGGUGACGGCAAGCAGGACUUCAUGGAUGUCAUGCUGGCGAUAAUGGAGAAGGAAGGGGAGCUGCUCUCCGACCAUGAUCCGGAUACUGUCAUCAAGGCAAAUUCCCUGGCUCUGAUAAUAGGUGGCACGGACACCACAAGCGUGACCAUGACCUGGGCCCUAGCCCUAAUGCUGAACCAUCCCCACGUUCUUCGGAAGGCCCAAGAAGAGCUGGAGGCCCACGUGGGCAGGGCCCGGAACGUCAACGAGUCGGACGUGGAGAAGCUGGUCUACCUCCAAGCCAUCGUGAAGGAAACACUCCGCCUGUACCCGCCCGGUCCGAUCCUGCUCCCCCACCAGGCCAUGGAGGACUGCCAGGUGGCCGGCUUCGACGUGCCCGCCGGCACGCAAGUGCUGGUGAACGCAUGGGCGAUCCAACGGGACCCGCAGGUGUGGCCGGAGCCGUCAGCCUUCCGGCCGGAGAGAUUUCUGACGAGCCACGGGGACGUCGGAGUCCGGGGCCGACAAUUGGAGCUCCUGCCCUUCGGGUCCGGCCGGCGGGCGUGCCCGGGGGCGUCGUUCGCGCUGCAGGUCGUGCACCUGACGCUCGCCCGCAUAAUUCAUGGGUUUGAUUUGGAGACGCCAACGGGCGAACCAGUGGACAUGACGGAGGGCAAGGGUGCUACUCUACCCAAGGCUACUCCGUUGGAAGUCCUGGUCACCCCACGGUUAGCUCCUGUGCUCUACCAAUGAGAGGUUGGUUGAGUGAAAGGAUGAGGGGAGUUGGUCAACACGUAGUUGGGUUCUUUGUUGGCCACUUAACAGAUUUCCAUGCAUGUAUGUUC
This is a messenger RNA of Elaeis guineensis (African oil palm), 1723 nucleotides long. Its product is annotated as xanthotoxin 5-hydroxylase CYP82C4-like. NCBI's taxonomy places the organism in Eukaryota, Viridiplantae, Streptophyta, Magnoliopsida, Arecales, Arecaceae. The record is from RefSeq and is a predicted model, not a curated record. Gene Ontology annotation, molecular function: heme binding; oxidoreductase activity, acting on paired donors, with incorporation or reduction of molecular oxygen; monooxygenase activity.